Molecule: messenger RNA, 444 nt
Organism: Microdochium trichocladiopsis
Lineage: Eukaryota; Fungi; Ascomycota; Sordariomycetes; Xylariales; Microdochiaceae
Exons: 4
Coding region: 1-444 (147 amino acids)
Source: RefSeq, a predicted model, not a curated record
AUGGCUUCAAAAACAUUGUGCGUCCUCGGGGAUGCGAACGCCGGCAAGAAGACUCUGACCUGGCACCUGGUCUUCACGUGCGGGGCUUCCCUUCCCGAGAUUGCACCAAUCGAGAAGAGUCGGAUUUGCGAUUAUCGUGGCAUCGCAACCCUUUAUCGACAGAAAGGCAGACCCGUCUCAUUCUACGGCCCUUCGGCCCAAUACACGAUCACAGACAUUCCUGGAAUUGCCGAUAUUGCCCUCUGGGCUGUAGAUGCGUCUGCUGAUGACUACGGAGCACGUUCGAGCCAAAGUCUUGCGUCCCUCUUGUCUUCUGGGAAGCUCCGUGUCGAGGAGCAGCUGAUUAUAGUUGCUACUAAAAUGGAUCUGGCCAACUGGUCGGAGACCGUAUUCGCGCAGGUCGCACACUCGUUCACUAAGAUCAAGCUGGCGCAUUUCAAGUAA